Cajanus cajan (pigeon pea) is the source of this 426-nucleotide messenger RNA. The record is from RefSeq and is a predicted model, not a curated record. Lineage: Eukaryota; Viridiplantae; Streptophyta; Magnoliopsida; Fabales; Fabaceae.
AUGAAAUGGGUUAUGAAUGAAGUUCUAAGACUAUACCCACCAGCACCCAAUGUGCAAAGGCAAGCAAGGGAAGACAUAAAAGUUGAUGAUAUAACAGUGCCUAAUGGAACCAACAUGUGGAUAGACGUGGUAGCGAUGCACCAUGACCCUGAAUUAUGGGGAAAGGAUGCGAACGAGUUCAGACCAGAAAGGUUCAUGGAUGAUGUGAAUGGUGGAUGCAAGCACAAGAUGGGGUACUUGCCUUUUGGGUUUGGAGGGAGAAUGUGUGUUGGUAGGAAUUUGACCUUUAUGGAGUACAAGAUUGUAUUAACCCUUCUUCUCUCUAGGUUUACUUUUAAGCUAUCACCAGGUUACAAUCAUUCACCAUCUAUUAUGCUUUCCCUAAGGCCAAGUUAUGGACUUCCACUCAUAGUUCAGCCCCUUUAG